Xyrauchen texanus (razorback sucker) is the source of this 832-nucleotide messenger RNA. RefSeq names its product dynein light chain Tctex-type 2B (gene dynlt2b). The coding region runs from base 98 to 472 and encodes 124 amino acids. Gene Ontology annotation, biological process: microtubule-based movement. The transcript has 5 exons. The record is from RefSeq and is a predicted model, not a curated record. Gene Ontology annotation, molecular function: dynein intermediate chain binding. Gene Ontology annotation, cellular component: cytoplasm; cytoplasmic dynein complex. Lineage: Eukaryota; Metazoa; Chordata; Actinopteri; Cypriniformes; Catostomidae.
GAAACCGUGACCGUUGUUAUUAUGACAACGACAGCAAGCGAAAGUAUCUGUGCAUGUCUGUCGUUACCGUUCACUGUAGCUGAAGUUGAUUUAAUUCAUGGCGCGCUCGGAGGCUGCAGCAAACACGUAUCUCAUUAGACCAAAUUACAAACACAAGUUCAAGGCAGGAGUGGCAAAAGAGUGUAUUAGAGAAAUCCUGAGAGAUCAGCUGUCUGGAGUGCAGUAUAAUCCAGAGGAGGUUCCCACACUAUCAAGAUCUUUAGCAGACUCCAUUAAAAACAAACUGAAAGAUGUGGGCUUUGACAGAUACAAGCUCAUUGUGCAGGUGGUAAUUGGAGAGCAGCGAGGAGAGGGAGUUAAGAUGGCUGCACGCUGUUUCUGGGAUGCAGAUACAGACAGCUAUGCUCAAGAUAUUUAUAUGAAUGACAGUUUGUUCUGUGUGGCAGCUGCCUUUGGUGUUUAUUACUACUGAAGGCACAGAGGAUAUAAGGACCAAAUACAUGUAGUUUAUGUAUUUUCCUGGAGAUUAUUUUAAUGAUAUUUAUACACACAAACACAUCCACCCAGGGCAGGAAGCCAUAUUUUUCUUUCAUAGUUUCUUAUCUCAAAAGCCUUUACUAUAACACUUAAUAUAGUAGGAAGAAAUAUGACACUUUAAGUAGCUUUAAAAGAUAUCAGAAAUGGUCAAAACAUAUUAUUCUGGAUCUUAAUACAGAAUAAAGACAAAACAUGAAAUUCCUGAAUGGUGAGAAUAUCUACAUCACAUUGGUUAACCCUUCUAUGGUACUGUAUUCAGUCAUUUUUGGUCAUUUAAUAAAAAUGGUUUCCUCCA